AUGAAUGAAAUAGUGGUCGAUACACGAGAAAAGAUUAAAAUUUUAAACGAAUAUUUUGCUGAAGUUUGCACGUGGACAGGGUCAAUAAUCGAUUCAAAAACAGCUGAUUGUUUAUCCGAAUCCAAAGUUUUAAUUAAUAAAUUUACGGUAGUACAACCUGAGGCUGAAAAUAUUUUACGUAGUUUGGAUCACAGUCGUGCAUAUGCCCCUGAAAUUACUAAUCGUAUGAUUAAAAAUAUGGCACAGUCUAUUGUUAUACCUGUUUGUAAAUUAAUCUAUGAGUCCUUUGAAACGUCAAUCUUUCCCGGAAUAUGGAAAAAUAGAGUUAUAAAUCCACUUUAG
Molecule: messenger RNA, 342 nt
Organism: Didymodactylos carnosus
Lineage: Eukaryota; Metazoa; Rotifera; Eurotatoria; Philodinida; Philodinidae
Source: the annotation of a GenBank genome assembly